Jaculus jaculus (lesser Egyptian jerboa) is the source of this 1212-nucleotide messenger RNA. RefSeq names its product coagulation factor II thrombin receptor like 2 (gene F2rl2). Lineage: Eukaryota; Metazoa; Chordata; Mammalia; Rodentia; Dipodidae. Gene Ontology annotation, cellular component: membrane. The transcript is spliced from 2 exons. The record is from RefSeq and is a predicted model, not a curated record. Gene Ontology annotation, biological process: positive regulation of Rho protein signal transduction; blood coagulation; phospholipase C-activating G protein-coupled receptor signaling pathway. Bases 33 to 1145 code for a protein of 370 amino acids. Gene Ontology annotation, molecular function: thrombin-activated receptor activity.
UCUGCUCACACAGGUCUCUCAGGGUAGCAGACAUGAAAGCCCUCAUCCUGACAGCCGCCGCAUUGCUGCUCCUGGCACCUGCUUUUUGUCACAACGGCGUGCAAAGCGUGGCAGACAACUUCAUCAAGCCAAACUUAACUAUUAAGACCUAUCAGGGAGCUCCUCCAGGUGAUUUUGAAGACUUCCCACUUUCUGACAUAGAAGGCUGGACGGGAGCCCCCGCAACGGUAAACAGAGAGUGCCCUGAAGGAAGCGUUUCCAGUCUCGUGGUGAAUAACGCUACCAUCGGGUACCUGCAAAGUUCCUUAAGCACCAAGGUGAUACCUGCCAUCUACAUCCUGGUAUUUGUGGUCGGUGUGCCAGCCAACAUCGUGGCACUGUGGAAGCUCUUUGCUAGGACCAAGCCCAUUUGUCUGAUCAUCUUCCACACCAACCUGGCUAUCGCAGACCUUCUUUUCUGUCUCACGCUGCCGUUUAAGAUUGCAUACCAUUUCAAUGGGAACAACUGGGUGUUUGGAGAGGCCAUGUGCCGUAUCACCACAGUCAUCUUCUACGGAAACAUGUACUGCUCCAUUCUGCUCCUGGCUUGCAUGAGCGUCAACCGCUACCUGGCCAUUGUCCACCCUUUCGUCUACCGGAAGCUGCCCAAGCGUAACUGCUGCUUGCUCCUCUGUGGCCUGGUGUGGGGAAUGUCCUCCUUGUGUAUGCUGCCAUUCCUCAUCCUGAAGCAGGAGUACUAUCUUGUCCAGCCAGGGAUCACCACUUGCCAUGACGUCUUCAACACGUGCGAGUCCUCAUCUCCCUUCCAACUCUAUUACUUCACCUCCUUAGCGCUCUUUGGAUUCCUCCUUCCCUUUGCGGUCAUCAUCUACUGCUAUACAUGCCUCAUCCGCAAACUUAAUGCAAACGACCGCAGAUGGCUGAUGUACAUCAAGGCGAUUCUCCUCAUCCUAGUGAUCUUUACAAUUUGCUUUGCUCCAAGUAACAUUAUACUGAUCGUCCACCACACCAACUACUACUACAAUGACACUGAUGGCUUAUACUUUAUGUAUCUCAUAGCUUUGUGCCUUGGUAGCCUGAACAGUUGCUUAGAUCCCUGCCUCUAUUUUCUCAUGUCCAAAAUCAUCAAUCAGCUCACUUGUUAGCUGACGAUGGUGAGAUCACUCAGGUGAACAAGCAAAGCUAUCUGUGAAAAUAUACAAGCUUGAUACA